Molecule: messenger RNA, 2205 nt
Organism: Octodon degus (degu)
Lineage: Eukaryota; Metazoa; Chordata; Mammalia; Rodentia; Octodontidae
Gene: Dlx3
Product: distal-less homeobox 3
Exons: 3
Coding region: 1-864 (287 amino acids)
Biological process (GO): regulation of transcription by RNA polymerase II; epithelial cell differentiation; embryo development
Molecular function (GO): RNA polymerase II cis-regulatory region sequence-specific DNA binding; DNA-binding transcription factor activity, RNA polymerase II-specific
Source: RefSeq, a predicted model, not a curated record
AUGAGCGGCUCCUUCGACCGCAAGCUCAGCAGCAUCCUGACCGACAUCUCCAGCUCGCUGAGCUGCCAUGCGGGCUCCAAGGACUCGCCCACCCUGCCCGAGUCCUCGGUCACGGACCUGGGCUACUACAGCGCUCCACAGCACGAUUUCUACUCCGGCCAGCCCUACGCCCAGACGGUGAACCCCUACGCCUACCACCACCAGUUCAACCUGAACGGGCUCGCGGGCACGGGCGCCUACUCGCCCAAGUCGGAAUACACGUACGCGGGCUCCUACCGGCAGUACGGCGCCUACCGCGAGCAGCCGCUGCCCGCGCAGGACCCAGUGUCAGUGAAGGAAGAGCCGGAAGCCGAGGUGCGCAUGGUGAACGGGAAGCCCAAGAAGGUCCGAAAGCCGCGCACUAUCUACUCCAGCUACCAGCUGGCUGCCCUGCAGCGCCGCUUCCAGAAAGCCCAGUACCUCGCGCUGCCUGAGCGCGCAGAGCUGGCUGCGCAGCUGGGCCUCACUCAGACACAGGUGAAAAUCUGGUUCCAGAACCGUCGGUCCAAGUUCAAGAAGCUGUACAAGAAUGGUGAGGUCCCCCUGGAGCACAGCCCCAACAACAGCGACUCCAUGGCCUGCAACUCCCCACCGUCACCAGCCCUCUGGGACACCUCCUCGCACUCCACGCCAGCCCCUGCCCGCAGCCAGCUGCCCCCGCCGCUCCCAUACAGUGCCUCCCCCAGCUACUUGGAUGACCCUACCAACUCCUGGUACCACGCACAGAACCUGAGUGGACCCCACUUACAGCAGCAGCCACCACAGCCCUCCACCCUGCAUCACGCCUCCCCAGGACCCCCACCCAACCCUGGGGCUGUGUACUGAGCCCCCCUGGCCUGUACUCCCAACGAAGGACCCAGGACCAAGCAGAGGUACCUCCGUCCUAGGAACACUCAGGAAUCUCCGAGGAGCACGGAGAAGGCCGGCUUCCUCCCUGCCCUGCCCCUUCUCCAGGGACCCAAGAGCUUCCAGAUGAAAUUGGCAGGGGCUGAGAAUGUCCCCCAAACCUCCCUCCCCCUGCUGAGAACUGGGGUGCCCCUCUGGAUGUGGGCACAUUCACCCCAGGGGAGCCUGGACUUGCUCAUCACCUUUGAGCACCUCAAAUCUAACCACUCCCCAGCCUGGAGACCAGGGACAGGGAUGUGGACACGGAGUGUUUGUAAGCUGAGCCUAGGCUGGGGCGCCCGGCCUGAUGGAUGCUGACCCCUGCCACGCCAGGCUCCUCCUAAACAGCCUGGCCUCUCCCGCCUGCACGGCCCUCCUGCCAAAGACAUUGGACAUCAGCACUGGGGCUCAGGCUGAGGCCCCGCCCGCCGCCUGGCCUGCACUUGUAGCCCUUGUUCAGGAUUCGAGGGUUGAACCAAAGAAACCGCCCCUAGCCAGGGAAUCUUUCACUAUGUGGGGGCUUUCGGGGAAGGAUUAUGGGAGCCAUCACCCCUUGCCCUCUGCUGGGAGGGCAUCUCUCAUGUUUCUCCUGAGGACCCCAUUUCUUCCUCCAUGUGCAGGACUUUGCACAACCUUGGUUUUAAAAGCUGUUGAAAAAAUAAGAAAACAAAGGGCAUUGUUACCAGAUAGGACCAAACCUUCCCUUCAGUGGGAACUCUGUCCCACUCUGCUCCUCUUCCUCAUCCUCUUCCUCUUCCCCCUCCUCCUCUCCCUUCCUCUCCUCCAACAAGUUGGCAGAUUGCCGCCAAACCCCCAGUCUCCACGGAGAUGCGCCAGGCAAGACAAGUCCCCAGACACCCCCUUUCCGGUGUCCUUGGAGAUAGAUUACUCAGCUGAGCUGGAGAAUUUGGGGUGAGUGUAGUGCUCUGUGGGAAGGGCAAGGCUGUGACCCAGUGCCUUAGGGGUGAGGGCUGGCAGCCAGGAGGCUGGCCCGGGCGUCCCCCCAAAGCUAAGCGUCUCCACCCCUGGUGUGCUGACACAUGGAAGGAGAGGUGCAAGACUGUAGCCAUAUAGAGAGAGAGUAUGUAUUUUUUUUUUUUUUUAAGAGCAACAGAGAGAAGCGGCCUCCUCCCUCCUGUGGUUUCCUAUUUAUGUGACCUUUUUUCUCUGGAUGGGUCCUCCUGUGUGUUGAGAAGAGAGAGAUGUGGGCUCCGGCUGGAUUUGGGUUUCGUGGGAGGAGAGGAGUGCGGAGAGGUGGGGUGGGUCUCCAAGUCCCACCCC